This is a messenger RNA of Manihot esculenta (cassava), 1810 nucleotides long. Its product is annotated as OVARIAN TUMOR DOMAIN-containing deubiquitinating enzyme 12. Gene Ontology annotation, biological process: protein deubiquitination. The record is from RefSeq and is a predicted model, not a curated record. Bases 273 to 1346 code for a protein of 357 amino acids. The transcript has 11 exons. Lineage: Eukaryota; Viridiplantae; Streptophyta; Magnoliopsida; Malpighiales; Euphorbiaceae. Gene Ontology annotation, molecular function: cysteine-type deubiquitinase activity.
GAAGUGACGUCUGUUAUGUGUUUUCUCCCACCUCUCACUUUCAGCGAGCAUCAAAAAGCUCUGUCUCUGAACGGAACGAAACGAAACGAAACGAAACGUAACGAAACGUCCCAAGGACAGCCAUUUACAUCCUGACGUCACUUCAUUGUGGUAGCUGUGUAGAGCAUUUUUUUUGAGAUUUAAUAUCAAGACUGACCAGAGAUUGAUUACAGUUUAUUGCUGUAACUCCAUUAAGUGAAACGUGUGAAGUGGAAAAGCUUUGUAUAUUGCAAAUGAUUACACAUGAACAAGAUUCUGAUGUUGUUCAGUGGGGUCUGCAGUUGUUUGAAAGCAACCCUUAUUCUAAUUACAUGUAUGGUGACAAUGCUACACAAGAUGAUGUAGAUUAUUAUGCUGAGCAGCUUUUCAAGGAAGACUAUUAUGAUGCAGAAUAUUGCACAGUAGAGAAUGAUGAGCUUAUUGCACUUGCUCUUCAAGAAGAACUAACACAACUCUCAGUUGCAGAAGCACCCGAGUCUCCACAUGGAGAGAAUAAACAUUUGCAAGUUUCUUCUUUCCAACCAGAUUGGAAUGAUCAAUCUAUGGAGAACUAUGGUUCUGGGCACGAAGGUGGUCAGGAAGAGGCAAAUGAUGUGGGACCUUCUAGUUCAUGCUCUAGCCCUCGGGAAAAUUCUCAUUCUGCAGAAGACUGGUCAUAUUCACUGGAGCUAGCAGAGGAGUAUGCUUUUGAUGGUGAAGUGGGAAAAUGGUUGAAUGAAAUGGUCCCUAUUCCUCAUGUUCCUAGAAUCAAUGGAGAAAUACCCUCAGUUGAUGAAGCAACUUUAGAUCAUCAAAGGCUAUUGGACAGAUUGCAGGUGUAUGAUUUAGUUGAGCGUAAAGUUCAAGGAGAUGGUAACUGUCAGUUCCGCGCUUUGUCAGAUCAAUUUUAUCUAACCCCUGAGCACCAUGAAUUUGUGAGACAAGAAGUUGUAAACCAGCUCAAAUCUUAUCCUGAGACCUAUGAGGGAUAUGUUCCCAUGGCUUAUGGUGACUAUUUGGAAAAGAUGUCCAGGAGUGGUGAAUGGGGUGAUCAUGUCACUUUGCAGGCUGCGGCAGAUUCGUAUGGUGUCAAAAUAAUUGUCAUAACGUCUUUCAAGGACACUUGCUGCAUUGAGAUCCUUCCAAAUGUUCAACAAUCAAAAAGAGUAAUUCUUUUAAGCUUCUGGGCGGAGGUGCACUACAACUCAAUAUUUGCACAAGGAGAUUGGCCUACGUAUGAGACUAAGAAGAAGAAAAAGUGGCGGAUGUUCCGAAACAAGCAUUUGGAAUCAGUAGAUAAUACCGAUGACUGUUAUUAUAGAGUUUAAUCCAAAUUCCGCAAUUUCAGUUUGUAGAACCAGCACCAGCACCAGCACCAGCACCAGCUUUCUCAUGCCAAUUUUCUUUCAGAUUUAACAGCAAUUUUAAGAACAACACAUGAAGGGGAGCUACCUUGAUCCUCUAACAAUGCUUUGCCCCAUCAAAUCUAUUUUGUCAAAUGUGCAAGGUUUCUUGCAACCUCUGACUCAUGCCUAUCCACUAUUAUCUAGUGUUGUUUCUUUCUGAAUGUUCUUAAAUUGUGCAUGCUAGUUUUUGCAGUUGCAUGCUUGGCUAGAAGCAUUUAUACCUACUGGAGAAAUUAUUCAUUACCAAUCGCAAAUUUCUUCAGAAUUUUGGAAUAUGCAGGUUGUUGUUUGAUCUGGAUCAUCCCAUCUCUUUAACAAGCUUCUCAGCAUUCAACAUUGUAUCUUAAUUAUUUUAUUACGAGUGGUAAUACUCAUCUUUUCAGUCA